UCAGAAGAGAAGGAAGAAGACGAAAUGAAGCCUAUCAUUCUGCCGCCGCUCAACUGCAAGAACGGGCAGCCGUCCGAUCGGCAUCGGACGGUCACCGACGUCUCUCAAGGCGGCGAACAUCUCCAUCUUUCUUACUACUUUUAGCCAUUAGCUUGGUGGAUUAGUGAGCUCGCUCCUCCUUUUGGCACAAAUUCUCUCGAGAAGGAGAGCGAAUAUGCCGUCUCUGCGGCCGAUCUUGCUCGCCGCCGCCGCCGCCGUCGCCGUCGUGUCUCUGUGGCCGGCUGCCCGCGUGGUGGCCGACAUCGAUCCGUCGUCUGGGAUGCCGUCGCCACCUGCGACCACCUCGCCGUUCCCGUUCUGCCCGACGACGCCGGCGGGGAUCUCCACGCAGCCGUUUCCCUGGGCGGAGCCGUCUCCGACGACGACGACCACCAUGUUCCCGCAGGAUCCAGGGUUUCUUGCAUCGGCGGCAUGCCAUGCGAGGACGGCGGCGCUGGCAUGGAUUCCGGUGGUGUUUGUGUUUUCUGCUUUCUUGGUGUUUUUGCAGUGAAUCGUACUCACUGCCAUUGAUGUUGUAUGUAUGAGUUGAAUUCAGAUUCCAUGAUGUUUCUGAAUAUUGCAGCUGGUGUGAUGCCAUGUAACAUGGUAAUUUGAUAGCCUUUGUAUUGUAUCAGAUAUAUAGUUGCAAACACUAUGUCAAAAGGAGUUCCUCUUUUUCUCUCUCGCUGUGCUAGUCACUCUGUUUCUUGUUCAUGAGGAAAGGAAAGGAAAGAUACAUAUGUACUUGAUA
Messenger RNA from Oryza sativa Japonica Group (Japanese rice), 790 nucleotides. RefSeq lists its product as uncharacterized. The record is from RefSeq and is a predicted model, not a curated record. NCBI's taxonomy places the organism in Eukaryota, Viridiplantae, Streptophyta, Magnoliopsida, Poales, Poaceae.